AUGAUUCAAAGAGCUCAAGAAAAAGUUCUAAUUUCAGGUUUUCAGGAUGCAAUUGGAGGAAAGUUAAUUAGUCACUUGCAAUUUGCAGAUGACACUCUCAUUUUCUUGGAUGCUGAUAUUGAGCAAAUUAAAAAUUUGAGACUGAUUUUAUUAUCCUUUGAGCAGCUUACAAGCUUAAAAAUAAACUUUGCCAAAAGCACAAUCUAUGGAGUUUCUUAUUCUAAUGAUCUUGCUCAGUUUUCUAAUCUUCUUGGUUGUUAUUCUGGUGUACUGCCAACUACUUACUUGGGUUUACUUCUUGGAGAUAAAAGUGGAGGAGUUGCAAAAUGGGACAAAGUCAUUGACAAUGUCACAAGAAUAUUACCAGGUUGGUCUAAAAAGGAUUUGAGCAGAUCAGGUAAGAUAACUUUAAUAAACAGUGUUCUGGCUAGUAUGCCAGUUUACUAUAUGUGUUUAUUUGUCAUCUCAGUUUCAGUGGCUAAGAAGAUUGAAAAAAAUCAUGAGGGACUUUUUGUGGCAUGA
Messenger RNA from Papaver somniferum (opium poppy), 522 nucleotides. RefSeq lists its product as uncharacterized. NCBI's taxonomy places the organism in Eukaryota, Viridiplantae, Streptophyta, Magnoliopsida, Ranunculales, Papaveraceae. The transcript has a single exon. The coding region runs from base 1 to 522 and encodes 173 amino acids. The record is from RefSeq and is a predicted model, not a curated record.